AUGGUUCGCAAGUCUCGAGACGCCAAGUUUGCGCGCUUGUUCGUCAUGAUGAUGUUAGGAGUGACUUUGAGUUGCUUCAUUUGGGAAGGGAGCGCUGACGGAGAGUGUGGGAGGAUCCCGAUCAAUACCGCGUUCGCUGGCCUGAGUCCUUGCAUGGUGGCAGGUAGAAACGCCCAGGCUAAAGUCCCACCCGCCUGCUGUGAUAGAGUCAAAUCGCUCAUGCAGAUCAAUCCUCGCUGCCUCGACGUUGUCUUUCACUCUCCUGCAGCGAGGUUUGCCGGGAUCGUUCCAGCCGCGGCUAUGUCGAUCCCCAAGAGGUGCAACAUUAGGAACGGGCCCGCCAGAAGGAAUGCUUAA
Eucalyptus grandis is the source of this 357-nucleotide messenger RNA. RefSeq lists its product as uncharacterized. Gene Ontology annotation, molecular function: fatty acid binding. Bases 1 to 357 code for a protein of 118 amino acids. The record is from RefSeq and is a predicted model, not a curated record. The transcript has a single exon. NCBI's taxonomy places the organism in Eukaryota, Viridiplantae, Streptophyta, Magnoliopsida, Myrtales, Myrtaceae. Gene Ontology annotation, biological process: systemic acquired resistance.